This is a messenger RNA of Athene cunicularia (burrowing owl), 1314 nucleotides long. RefSeq names its product regucalcin-like. Gene Ontology annotation, biological process: L-ascorbic acid biosynthetic process. The transcript has 6 exons. NCBI's taxonomy places the organism in Eukaryota, Metazoa, Chordata, Aves, Strigiformes, Strigidae. Gene Ontology annotation, molecular function: gluconolactonase activity; enzyme regulator activity; calcium ion binding. The record is from RefSeq and is a predicted model, not a curated record. Bases 1 to 903 code for a protein of 300 amino acids.
AUGUCCUCCUCCAUCAAAAUUGAAUCUGUCGUGAAGGAGAAGACCAGGAUGGGAGAAUGCCCAGUCUGGGAAGAAAGGGAAACCGCACUUGUCUAUGUAGACAUUAACUCACAGAAAGUUUGCCGCUGGAGCCCACUCAGCAACGAGGUGCAGAGCGUGUCCGUGGAUGCCCGUGUUGGCUCGGUGGCACUGCGGCAGUGUGGGGGCUAUGUCAUCGCCCUUGGGACCAGGUUUGCCUUUCUGGACUGGGACACCCAGGCAGUCACUACCAUCCUUGAGCUUGAGCAGGAUAAACCCAACAACAGGUUCAAUGAUGGGAAAGUGGAUCCAAAGGGGAGGUUUUUUGCUGGUACGAUGGCUGAAGAAACGGCACCAGGGGUCCGAGCAAGGCAUCAAGGCGCUCUCUAUACCCUUUACCCCAACCAUUCAGUAAUAAACCAGUUAGACCAGUUGGACAUCUCCAAUGGUCUCGAUUGGUCCCUGGACCACAGGACCUUUUUUCACAUUGACAGCCUGGCAUACGCUGUGCAUGCCUUCAGCUAUGAUGUGCACACUGGAAAGAUUGGCUGCCCCAAACUUUUGUACCAUCUAGAAAAGGAGGAGCAAAUGCCUGACGGGAUGUGCAUAGAUGCAGAAGGGAAGCUCUGGGUGGCCUGUAUUGAUGGUGGGAGAGUCAUUCGUCUAGACCCAGAGACAGGGAAAAGAAUCCAAACUGUGAGGCUGCCUACUCCGAGGAUCACCUCUUGCUGCUUUGGUGGAAAAGACUACUCGGAAAUGUAUGUGACUUCUGCAUAUGAUGGACUGGAUGAGACCACCUUAGCCAAGGAACCUCAUGCGGGAGAGAUUUUCAAGAUAACAGGCCUGGGUGUGAAAGGGAUCCCACAGAAUUUCUAUGCUGCUUGAACACUGAUGCUGAAUAGCAAAGAAGAAAUGCUUGCAUCUUGUAGUAAUUCUGACAAGGAGAAGUCCAAUGAGCUACAGGAUUUAUCUGUGUGAGGAUUUCCAAGCCCACAUUUGGGAGCAUGCUUGUUUGGAAUUGAAGAUAUUCCAUCUUCUGUGGGCCCAUGGUUGAUGCAAUAGGUUAGAGAGGUAAAGUUAAUCUGUGUUACACCUCGAUAGCUUUUGUGACUUUCCAUAAACUUCUUCAAGCUCGAGCUUAGUUUUGUUGAACUUUCUGAUGACCAGCUCUGGAUUUUCAAGUUUGUGUGGUUCUCAAAGCAGAAUCUGACUCCUGGUUUGUCUUUGCAUGUUACAGUGAUGUGCUGGCAGUGAUAUGGAAGAUUUUAAUAAACAUUUUAAGAGUAAUGACUUGAA